AUAUCCUUAGUUAAAAAAAAUUCUCAAUUUAGUCACUGUUUCUUGGUUUAGACCAUUUAAAUUCAUCAAUUCUGUAACUUUUAAUUUGUUUUAGCUUCUUGGUACUUGUAAAGAUUAAAUCUUGUUUUUUUUUCCCCAAGGAAGAUGAUCUUGUUGUUCCAAGAAUACAUUUUGUGGAAAUUAAUUGUAAAUCUUGAGACAAAGUUCAGUGUUGCAAAAAGCUUUUAUUUUUGGAUCUUCCAGAUUUUCAACAGAAAUAGCUGUGGCACUUAGUUUAAGUGGAAAAAUAUUGUCUUGAAAUCUUGUGUCUGCUCUGUUGCAUAGCUAUUUUUUGGAGAAAAUUCUGUUUUUUUUAAGGAAUUGGGAUAUUGUUACUUCAUGUCAGGAACAUCACUGCCUCCGGGAUUUCGAUUUCAUCCAACUGAUGAGGAAUUGGUUGGAUAUUACCUGAAAAGAAAAACUGAUGGACUUGAAAUUGAAUUGGAGGUUAUUCCAGUAAUAGACUUGUACAAAUUUGAUCCAUGGGAGCUUCCAGAGAAAUCUUUCUUGCCUAAGCGUGACCUUGAGUGGUUCUUCUUCUGUCCUCGGGACAAAAAGUACCCAAAUGGCUCAAGAACUAAUCGAGCUACUAAAUCCGGAUACUGGAAAGCCACAGGGAAAGAUAGGAAAGUAGUCUGUCAUCCAGCAGUUGUUGGCUACCGUAAAACACUAGUUUUCUAUCGUGGAAGAGCUCCGCUUGGGGAUAGAACGGAUUGGGUAAUGCAUGAAUAUCGUCUCUGUGAUGAUGUUACUCAGGGCACUCCAAGUUUUCAGGGGCCUUUUGCACUUUGUCGUGUCAUAAAGAGAAACGACGUUUCAUUGAAGACGAAAGAUGUUCAAGGAGUUAAGCAGGUUGGAUGUAGUACAAGUACAACCAGUGGAGCAUUUACCUCAGUAAAUGAACCAAUUGUUGUUUCUGAUGAAACGCCAACUCAAAGCGCAUACAUGAGCAACGACAGUAAUUACUCGACUCCUAUUACUUCUCCUUAUCAGACAACACAAUUUGGGGAUUAUGAGUCUGCAAUAGGGGCUAAUUCUGCAAACCUCUGGAUGUCCUCUGCUAUGAUUCUUGAUUCAUCUAAGGAAUGUCCUCAGGGACAGAAUGCAUCAAGUUACUGUCCACAGUAUGACUUCCCGAGCAUGACUCCCUCGCAGCCUAGUGAUCAACAUGAGUUCACAUCAAAUUCAACUUUCCCGAAUUUUAGAGGGGAAGUUGAACUUUCUGGUGACUUAAGUAGCUUUGGCUGCAUGUCUCCUUACUCGAUUCAUGGAAGCUACGUGGGGUUUUAUGGCAACGAGGACAUGACAUAUGAAGGUUUCGACCAGAACAACUCAAACAGGAAUUCAAAUCUCUUCUGAAGACGAUAAGGCAAAAUCUAUAUAGCGGCUUUUGGAAGAUUUUUUAUUUGGUUUAUGAUCAUAGGAAGACAAUAUGUUUGGAUUGAAAUAACUUUUGUUGUUCUCUGAGACAAUAGUUUUUAAUGUUUGUCUUUAGAGUCGUUCGAUUUUACAACAUCUCUGAGUCUAGUUCCCCAAAUCAAUUCUAAGCAUAACGUUUCACAUUGUUAGUGAAGAAUGAAGUACUAUGUUAAAGCUAAUAUAGCACAAACUGUCUGCAAAAGUAUAAAUUAUCAGAAUAUUUCUUGUAAAAGUAAUGUUUGAGCUGCUUUA
Molecule: messenger RNA, 1710 nt
Organism: Solanum dulcamara
Lineage: Eukaryota; Viridiplantae; Streptophyta; Magnoliopsida; Solanales; Solanaceae
Product: NAC domain-containing protein 71-like
Exons: 4
Coding region: 379-1398 (339 amino acids)
Biological process (GO): regulation of DNA-templated transcription
Molecular function (GO): DNA binding
Source: RefSeq, a predicted model, not a curated record